Molecule: messenger RNA, 1068 nt
Organism: Morchella sextelata
Lineage: Eukaryota; Fungi; Ascomycota; Pezizomycetes; Pezizales; Morchellaceae
Exons: 3
Coding region: 1-1068 (355 amino acids)
Source: RefSeq, a predicted model, not a curated record
AUGCCCGGCCUGUACCCAGCCCUCUUAAAUAUUCUCCACAGGGCUGCAACAACCCGUCAACAAACCAAGUCAUCCCCACCAAAGAAGAAAUCUCCAUCAAUGGGAAGAAUCGAAAAAGCUGUUCAACUCGCUGUCUGUGGUGGACCGGAUCAUAUUUCUCCAGACAGAAAAGCCAUCCCGCACCGCCCAACUGAUGGCCUGGGCAGGGGUGCAAACCUGUGCCCACUUGGCUCAAGUAGGCUUACAGAGUCGGGUAAAUAUCGUAACAUCGUCAAGAAUCCGGCUCCCUCAGGAGAGGAUGGCCACGCUCAAGAGGCUGCUCCUUCUUCCUCUUCAUCUUUAGGAUUCAAGCAAACUGGGGCUCAGGGUCAUGCCUAUAUCCCCACUGAGCCGGCAAGUAUGCGGAAGCGCAUCUUGUCCCCGGGGCAGGGAGGGGCCAAGAGGGGGAGGUUACAUGAGAUGGACAGUAUUGUGCAGGCAGGAGUUCGCUCUUCAGAUGAAGAGACCUGGCAGGGUGAGCUGGGGAGUUGGAGUCCGCCCGAGACAAGUGCGGCGUAUUGGCCGGCGCCGGCGCCACCGCAGCAGCAGCAGCAUAUAAAGCGUCAUCGAAAGAGAACUACAAACAGACAAGACAACGUCUGGGACCAUGAGGCGGGCGGGGAUUAUCAAUCUUCCGAGAACUCUAAAGCGAAGAAAGCAGCGGCAAUCCCAUCCGCAGUUGGUGACAAAUUGCCUGGGCCGUGGAAUGGGACUGCGAUGAAAGAUCUCCUGAGGAGACUCGAUGUUGCAAAGAAGAUUGAGAUGAUUAGGGAUGAAAACGUUGCAUGGAAUAACGAGCACGCUAAUCAACCACGUCUUCUGAGCUUGAGAGGAAGCUACCUUAAAGAGGAGUUCUUGAUAUUUACUGAAAACUCGUUGAUCUGUGAGGUCUGCAUAAUGGAGAUGCCUCCUAUGGAGCGGGAGGCUCAUAUCAGACAGAAAAGUCAUAAGAGGAAAGUGGAGUGCACGAAGAAAGAGAGGGACUGGUUGGAGAAUUACUUUAGCAAUGAGGCUAUUGUGAUUGAUUGA